Epinephelus fuscoguttatus (brown-marbled grouper) is the source of this 5890-nucleotide messenger RNA. It is a transcript of the gene ripor2, whose product is annotated as RHO family interacting cell polarization regulator 2. NCBI's taxonomy places the organism in Eukaryota, Metazoa, Chordata, Actinopteri, Perciformes, Serranidae. The transcript has 22 exons. The coding region runs from base 444 to 3665 and encodes 1073 amino acids. The record is from RefSeq and is a predicted model, not a curated record.
ACAUACACACACCACUGACCCUCCCCAUACUGUACACACACACACACAUACACAGACACACACACAUGCGCACACUUACUCAUACAAGUGCUCUCCAAACAGCACACUCUCACUUCAGCUUUGCACAGGAUAUUAUGAAAUCAGCAGUGUUGCUGAAACUUAGUCAAGGUCGCUGGGAGUCCUCUCUCUCCCACACACACACUUCACCUGGCACUUACACACUCACACACACAUCCUUGUGCAGGGAGCUGCAUCUCAGCUCAGUCCCAGUCCUCUACUCGAGCAAGAAGCCCGCUGGUGAUCGGACUGUCGCCUGAAGCGAAGAGGCCGAGCCGGCGUUGAUUCAAUUUUACAGCCCAGUCACUCUCUCUGAAGCUCCGAUUAGUCAGCCGAGGGAGACGAGGAGGAGAAGAAGAAGAAGAAGAAGAAGCAGAGGAAUAGUGAUGGCUAUGACAGACAUUGCGGAGGAUGACCUGGAUGAGAUGAUGCGCGAAGAAGCGGAGGAUGUCUUCUACGAGGACGGAGUGUCGUCCCGCGUCCCAGAGAUCAUGGCGGCCGGCACCCACUCUCCCGGAGGGCCCAAUGGUAUAAUCCGGAGUCAGUCCUUUGCCGGCUUCAGCACGCUACAGGAACGACGCUCUCGGUGUAACUCUUUCAUGGGGAACUCGGCGGUGCAGAAGAAGCCUCAGUCCAAGCCAAAGAAGCCCCACCUGUCAGGACACAAGGGAGGCAGCAGCUCCAGAGAGCCGCAGCCCAAAAGACUGGAGGAGGUUUACAAUGCACUCAAACAAGGCCUGGAUGAGUAUCUUGAAGUUCAUCAAACGGAGCUGGACAAACUCACGUCUUUGAUGAAGGACAUGAAGAGGAACUCUCGUCUGGGAGUGCUGUACGAUCUUGACAAGCAAAUGAAAACCAUCGAGAGGUACAUGAGACGUCUGGAGUUUCACAUGAGCAAGGUGGACGAGCUGUACGAGGCCUUCUGCAUCCAGAGCCGUCUGAGGGAUGGUGCCAGCCGGAUGAAGCAGGCCUUCUCCUCCUCUCCCUCCACUAAAGGCACCAAGGAGAGCAUCGCAGAGGUCAAUCGCCGCUACAAGGAGUACACUGAGAACAUGAGCACAUUCGAGAGUGAACUGGAGAACCUGCUCGGGGAGUUUCAUAUCAAAAUGAAAGGUUUGGCAGGCUUUGCGAGGCUCUGUCCUGGAGACCAGUAUGAGAUCUUCAUGCGUUACGGUCGCCAGCGAUGGAAGUUGAAGGGAAGGAUUGAAGUGAACUCCAGACAGAGUUGGGAUGGAGACGAGAUGGUCUUCAUGCCUCUCAUCACUGACCUCAUCAACAUCAAGGUGACUGAGCUGAAGGGCCUGGCCACUCACAUGCUGGUGGGCAGUGUGAUCUGUGAGACCAAGGAGCUGUUCACUGCCAUGCCUCAGGUGGUGGCUGUAGAUGUCAACGACCUGGGGACCAUCAAACUCAACCUGGAGGUCACGUGGUACCCCUUCGAUGUUGAGGACCUCACUCUGUCAUCUGGCAAUGUGAGCAAAGCCACAGCACUUCAGAGACGAGUGUCAGUCUACAGCCAGGGCACGCCAGAGACCCCCACUUUCCAGGACACCUCCUUCUUUUCCACUUUACCUGAUGAUGUCUUCGAGAAUGGUGGCUGUGGUGUGGCCGAGUGCAAGCGUCUCUCCUUCACCUUCUCAGACACCUCUGGUUCCACGCCAAGUCCCGCCCCAAGCUCCCACUCCCCCGGCCAGUCCAACCCUGAGAUCACAGUCACCCCUCCAGAAACUGACCCAUCACCUACACAAAUCGUCCCAACAAGGGAGGACUCCAUCCCUGAGGAGCAUUUUGUGGAGGAAGAGGAGGAGGAGGAGGAGGAGUAUGAAGAGGAUGGGGAGACGGGUAGUAGAGGAAGCAGGGGAACCAGUGCCAGCCUGGCCAGUGAUGAAGCCGAGGUGGCAGAGGACUCUGAAUGGGAGCGCACAGAGUCACAGCGAAAUUCUGGCUCCAACUGUGGUUCAGCUGCCCCGUCCCUCUGCUCUGACGGCCACCUGUCUACAGUGGCUCCAGAGGAUGUUUUCCUAGACCACAAUGAUGAACUGAAACCUGUGGAACUGGACACGGAGGAGGCGGGCAGCCUGACCAGGCAGCUUGUGAAGAGGCUUACUUCUUCUGAAAUUGUGCCGCCAAGUGGGAGCUCGACAGAGGGAGGAGGAAGUCUGAGCUGGGCAGGAGAGGGGAGCAGGGCUUUCCUGGAGAGCAGCAUGGAGGAGGCCAUCCACAGCCUGCUGAUGAGACUGGAGUCUCUGACUCACCGCUGCCGAGAGCUGCAGGACCUGGAGCAGGAAGUGAUGCGUCUGGAGGACCUGCUAAAGUGUCGUCUCCCAGGUCACCGGAGCCGGUCAUCCAGCCUAAGUCUAACAGUGGAGAGUGCUCUGGAGAGUUUUGACUUUCUCAACACCUCUGACUUCGACGACGAGGACACCGGAGACGAUAAUGCCGUCCUCUCCACCCCCCCACAGAGGUCUCCACUUUUUGAUACAGAUGGAGAAAGGAUCGGUGGCCAGCAUCCAGAAGCCAGAGGACACCUGAGUGAAGCCCUGACAGAGGACACCGGGGUGGGCAACAGCGUGGCUGGAAGCCCUCUGCCGCUCACCACUGGAAACGAGAACCUGGACGUGGCUAUCGUCAUUCACCUGCAGUACUGUAAUCACCUCAUAAAGUUGUUGACCGGCGGGGUGAGUGUGUGGCAGCGUCGCAGUCUUCUCCUCAAACUGUCCGGACAGACUCAGCUGAUAGAGGAGCUGGCAGAGCUCAGUGUGGACAGACUGGAAACAAUUACCUCUGCCGAUGAUGUUCUCCCGGGCCUCGCAGAGCGCCCACAGCUGAUGACUCUGUGGUCAGAGUGCAGUGGGUCUGCAGGACUUUUCCACACCACACUGGACAGAGUGUUCAAACAUAUGAACCAGCGCUACACAGCAGUGCUGCAGGAGAGACACCCACGCAGCGCUGACACAGUGAUUGGUGUCGUCGUGGGCGAGAUGGUGGACAGGAGCGAUCUGGUGGCGGCACACAAUCCUACUGCUGCUGAGCUCUCACAGGAUGUCUUGACGGUGUUUCAGUUCCACAGCUACAUCUUACAACAUGAAGUGCAGGACAUGGAGACACACCUGCUGCAACUGGCCAGAGAGGAGGUGUUUGCAGAGGCUCUGUGCAGUGGGGACUAUUCUCGGUGUCUAGCAGAACUACAGGAGGUGUCUGUGUCAACCCUGUGGCCCCGAAACAGCACCCUGAGGGCCCUGGCCUCUCUGCUCACUGCAGAGGACCCUCAGGUCAACAAGGCAGCAGCCGACUACCUCUCCUCUGCAUCACACAGCCACUUCAGGACCAGAGCAGUGGAGUGCUACACCCACGCGCUGUCAGAGGCUGGAGUUCAGAGCCAGAGGGCGGCCUGUUCAGCGCUCAGCUGUCUGCAGGCAGUCGAAAGCAUCAAAGCCGUGGUAGCACUGUGUGAUUCAGCUGAUGAAGAACUUCGCCAUGUCGCCAUAGAAACCCUGCUCACAUUUGGUGAAGAAGGACGGCUGGCGUACGAGCAGCUGGACACGGUGCCGGGGGAAAUAAUUCGCCUGGGCACACGACGAGGAAACGCUGUCACCACUGCCUUCUGAGCCACUGUGCCACCAAAAACAUCACAAACAACAUUUAAGCCCGACCUCUGAGGACAGCACUGCCCCCUCCCUCAGCUUGACCCCACACUGCACACCUCACAGGGCUGUUAAUGACUGAUCACUUUGUUGAUCUGUUUCUUUUUGGGCAUAGACUUAAGGAUCUUGACACCGCCACAUUAGAUCACUGUUCUUACUGAUACUGCCUAACACCAAACAAACUGUCUUAACCACAAACAACACACAACCUAUAACCCUCCUGCACGCACACACACACACACUCCUCGUUCCUCCAUCACCUCCACUUUCAGACACUCCCCCUUUCCUCGCCCUGCUUUCUGAGCCAGGCAGAUCGGUCACGUUGAGUUUAACUGGAGAAGCAUUUUACAGGACACACAGCCGCUGGAAGCUGCUCCAAAGACUGCGGAAACUAGAGUUGGAGCAUCUCCACCUUUCACAGAAGCUCCGUCAACAAGCCACUGCACACUUGUAUCACUUACUCACUGGUUACUCACCUUGAUUGUUACAGAGUCAGUUGUGUCACACAGUAUAUUAACUAUGAUCUUUGUAUAAUCACUGUCCAUCGUUAGAAAUGUUUUCUGGGGCUUACGGAAGAUUUGCACUGUUGUAAGGCAUGUAAAUAAGGCAUAUUUUACACAGCUGGUGUAACAUAUGUGUUUGUAUUCAAAGUAUAUUUUUAAGUUCUGUUUUCUAGUACGUUCCAUUUUGAGUUUCAGGGAUUCUUGUACGAUUGAAAGACGCGCGUCUUGUGGCAGGCAGGACAGUUAAGUUGAGAAUGCCUUUCUGAGAGGAAGUGAUGUCGUGGUAUGAAAGCCCUACUUUAACAGCAGUUUACUGUCUUGAACAGAUUUUGACCUCGGCUAUCUAUCAGUGGAGGAAAAGUAAAAAGCGUAGAGGUGAAACAGGUCAGCUUUGUCAUACUUGCAGUUGAACAAGUGCAAUUUCUCUGUACAUACAUGACUCUUUUGCACCGAGCUGGCAUCAGAAGACAUUUGAUAAAAGUCAGCUUUGACCAUUUGAGCCUUGACGUGGUCGAGCAGGCAUGUUUCCACAAAUACACUUCUUUUGUCAGUGUGUUUUUCCUACCAGGUACGGAGCAAGUCCAGGGCAAUAAAUUUGGUUUAGGAUCGUGACCGUGCACUUUCUCAAUAACUGUACAGAGACAAGGAUACUGGGCAGAGUAAAGGCCUAAGCUAACUGCACAUUCAUACAGUAUGUGAGCUAAUGGCAGGAUCAGAAAUUAAGCUUUUCUUCUGAGAAGCUGCAGAAGGAAGUGUUUUGUUUUGGGUCCAUCCGAACUGUAACAGAGGGAAAACUGACCCGAGAUAAGCGCCUAAUUCCAAUUUUUCUCAUUGUAACUGUACUACUGAGUCUUGUGCUCGUGCACGAUGACAAAACUCACAUUUGUUCACACAUCUUAUUUAUUAUUUACUUGUAAUUCUAAUAUUCUUUGGAGUUAUACUGUAAUAGUGCAGUUGACAUCGUUAUGUAAAUGAAAUGUAUAUUUAUGUUAUAUUUUGGAUCAGGUCUAGUAUUUGAAAUUUAUUGUUUGAAAAGGCUUCCAUGUUGUUACCAUGCAAAUGAUCUCAUGCUUAACUUUAACUGGAGUUUAUUUUGAAGGAAUUAUAUUAGAUGAAUUAUUAUUUGGGAGAAGUUUAAGUUUUGCUAAUAAUCUAAUAAUAUUAUACUUUUCCCUAAAAAGGUCCCGAACAUGUUGGGACGUUAUAUAUUAGAAAUGUUACUUUAUUACUUAGAUUUACUGUAACCAAAGGAAGAAUUUUAAAAUUUAAGAGCUCAUAAUUCAUAAAGAAGAAUGUAUUUUCAAUACGACGUUUGCAUUUUGGCCAGAAUACUCAGACUUGUCUUUAAAAGCACAACUUAAAAAUAAAACAAACCCGUAAUAUAUGAAUCUUAUUUGGUUCUAACGGCACAGUCCAAAAGCCAUAUUGAUUACAAGUGGUAAUAUUUUUAUGAAAUGUAUUUUUUCUUUUGUAUUAUAAUCUGUAAAUGUGUGAAGUUGUUACUAAAAGCUGAAAAUGGUUUUAAGUUUUGUUUUUGUUUUUUUCCAUACAGCCUUUUGCAAAACAUGGUCCAUAUUUUAAGUAACUUUUGUUUCUUCCAUGAUGUGAAUAGCAUUACAGUAUCUAAUUCAUCCACCCAUUCAGUGUUUUUUUUUUGUUUUGUUUUUUUGAGAGAGAGAGAGAGAG